Molecule: messenger RNA, 513 nt
Organism: Acytostelium subglobosum LB1
Lineage: Eukaryota; Evosea; Eumycetozoa; Acytosteliales; Acytosteliaceae
Exons: 1
Molecular function (GO): 2-oxoglutarate-dependent dioxygenase activity
Source: RefSeq, a predicted model, not a curated record
UCAAUCACUGGCUGGCAAGACUUACAACCGAUCGAGCUUCAUCAAAACACACCAUAUGUCCGCAACUUUGACAUCUUUGGCAACUUUCCUCAACUAAGUGGAGACGUGGAGAAUGAACACUUGUUCAAUCGCAAAGUACACAAUAUGGUAGUUCGUGGAGCAUUCAUUGGCGCAAAGAACACAGCAACUCACUUCCACAAGGACUCUGGAGAUAAUGUUGUGGCAGUGAUCAGAGGAUCAAAGUUUGUGGUCUUGGUUCCACCAAGUGAAGAGACCAAAGUCAUUAGAACUAAUGUUAACAUUGCAAACGAUGACAUUCAACAUCAAGGAGAAGCUGUACAUGGAAAUAGUUUACCUUUGAUUGAACAUCCAUCAAUGGAGAGAGUUGGCCAAGUCUACACAACGACAUUGAAAGCAGGUGAUGCAUUAUUCAUUCCAAUUGGAUGGGUACAUUAUGUUCAUAACCUAGAGUUUACAAUCUCAGUUAGUUGUUGGGGAAAAGAGAUGAUUGAC